This is a messenger RNA of Daldinia decipiens, 2670 nucleotides long. RefSeq names its product zf-CHY-domain-containing protein. Gene Ontology annotation, molecular function: ubiquitin protein ligase activity; zinc ion binding. The record is from RefSeq and is a predicted model, not a curated record. The transcript has 2 exons. The coding region runs from base 388 to 2385 and encodes 665 amino acids. Lineage: Eukaryota; Fungi; Ascomycota; Sordariomycetes; Xylariales; Hypoxylaceae. Gene Ontology annotation, biological process: protein ubiquitination; ubiquitin-dependent protein catabolic process. Gene Ontology annotation, cellular component: nucleus.
UACAUAAAUAUACUAAUUCAAUAGACGCGGUAGUGUGGUAAUGCAACGGGGUAUAUCGCUGUGCUAGGGCUGCUAGGAAACGUUAAAUCGAUUUAAUGCCAUGUUUCGAUCGGAUCAACGAUCCACUUUGAUGUCACUGUCUUCCACUCAAAUAAUCCAAUCGUCGCGAAUACCGUCCUGUGGCUUACCCAGAAGGCCGUUCAUCCCAAGCAUUCGGACGGGAUAUCUUGCUAUGCAUACAACUCUUGCAUCAAUUUUUUUUCUCUUCCUAUCUCUAUUUUACCUAGAACUUGUAAUUAUUACUUUUUUGCUUUUUUGCUUUAUUCCUGUCCCGGUGACUUUGACAAUGUCAAGUCUUCGUAACUAAAUUCUCCGUCUCCUUUUCUGAUGGCGUCGCUCGUUACCGACUUUCUUGUCAACCCGGUCAUACGACAAGCAAGACGGUUCUCACGAUCAUCAGGUAACCAUACCACUUCCGACUCCGUCUCACCUGCCGAAACACCUAGCGAACACAAAGAAUGCCAAGACGAUGCUAGAUCAGAGACAGAAGAGGAUUCAUACUUGGACGACGAAGUAGAUGAGAGCAUACCGUCGUCUCCCUCGUCACGGAGCUCCGUCCACCCAAACCCACAUAAUGAAGUAGCUGACCUGGAUGAAAACAUCGCCCAGUUCAAUGCCAUAAAUCGUACCAUCGCCCACAAUCCCGAUACGCAUCUCUGCGGCCGUGACAUUCAAAAUUUCGACACACAUCUCAGUUCGACGCCUAUAAGUAGCUCCACUAUGGCAGCAGAUAGACUGUUAUCACCUGCCGAUCUUUCUUCGAGGAUAGAACGAAGAAAGUCGUUACCAGAGGAUGAUGGGAUGAGUUCAUUGAGGAAACGUGUAUUCGCCAUCCAAGCACAGGAUGUUGAACCAGUCGAGAAAGCCCGUUUAAUGCACCAGCUUCUAAUAGAAGGCUACACGAAGUCAAGAAAGGUGGCCCUAAUAGAACGACCCCUAACACCCUCUAGCCCCACAACUUCAGACCAACGACGAUCCCAAGGUCCUUUAGAAUCCUUCAAGUUCUGGCAGAAUACUUCAGAGGAGACGGUAACACUAGAGGAAUUUGAUUUGACACCCGAAGACCUUCAGCCUACGUUUGCGCCACCGAGGGAAAUAUCAGAAGAAUCUGGUGAAUAUGCAGAAGAUCCUGAAGACGAUCGACCUCUCGGUUGCGAGCAUUAUAGGCGAAAUGUUAAACUACAAUGCUCCACAUGUAAUCGGUGGUACACAUGUCGUUUCUGCCAUGACAAGGUAGAGGAUCACAAUCUGAUCAGAAAAGAUACUAGAAACAUGUUGUGUAUGUAUUGCGGCACUGCCCAAAGGGCUAACGAUGUUUGCAUGUCGUGCGGAAUCUCAGCUGCUCGCUAUUACUGCAAUAUAUGCAAAUUAUGGAACGACGAUCCGGACAAGCCUGUCUACCACUGCAAUGACUGUGGCAUCUGCAGGAUUGGAAGGGGGAUCGGUAAAGACUUCUACCAUUGCAAGACUUGCUGCGCUUGCAUCGCCAUAGGCCAGGAGAAAGACCACAAGUGCAUCGAGAGGUCUAUCGACUGCGACUGUCCUAUUUGCGGUGACUAUAUGUUCACAUCUCCCAAGGCCGUAUGCUUUAUGAAAUGCGGACAUAGUAUUCAUCGUCAGUGCCAUGAUGAACAUAGAAAAGUUGCUUAUAAAUGUCCGAUAUGCAACAAAAGCUUGGCAAACAUGGAGUUGCGAUUUCGGAAUCUUGAUAUCGCAAUCGAAACGCAGCCCAUGCCACCCGAGUUUCAGGAUACGCGCGCGUUGAUUCUAUGCAACGACUGUUCUACCAAGAGCACAGUCAAAUACCAUUGGCUAGGUUUAAAGUGUGGCCUCUGUGCUUCUUAUAAUACCGCACAACUUCAGAUACUUGGCAUGGCAGACGAGGCAAUCGAAACUGACCUGCUUGCGCGGGAAAUAGAUUUUUCCGAACUUACAGCUUUACGAGGUAUUGCAGAAGGGGUUGAUGGUGCUCGGGCUCGUGAAAUAAGGAGGCGUCAUUCGUCUACUGUCGCGCGGUCGACAAUCAACCAAUCCAUCAUAGAGUCGGAUUGCCCCGGUAGACUCGCGCGCUCUGUGUCCCCACCUACUGGUCUAGCGGCUUGGAAUGCUCUUGCGGGACACUCUCUCGUGGAAGCUGAUGAUGAGGAUAGAGAGGAUAUAUUGGGGUUUUGGAGUCGGCUUCCUCGUAGUAUAACGUCGGACGAUGAUGAGGACGACGCAGAUGAUUCCGAUGGCGAAUCUAUAUCGUCUUCGGAAGACGAGGAUGAGGAGGACGAAGGAGACGAUGACGAGAUAGAUGACUUCGAGCUGCUUGGGCACCGCUAAACAUAACGGAUUGGAGUCGUACGUAGUGGCUUAGGAUUGACAUUGGGAUGGCGUUCAGGUACGGGGGCAUUGAGCGCAUGACGAAAUUCUAGCAGGGUUUGGGCAAAAAUAGUUGGCAUCCAGUAUACAGCAACGGUUGGGCAUGCAAAUUGGUAUAUAUUAGAUAUUAGGUGGUUAUAGAGGAAGGAAGUGGUAUUCUGUCUCGCCCAUCCCGGGUGCCCGCGAACCUCAGGAGAGUGUUCAUGACUACGUAUACAUUGCAUACAAAAACACUCAAAAAUACGU